CUUUCCGCAACUUGUAGCGAUCGACAUCCUUUAAUUUAAGAGAUGUAGCUUCUCCUGACGUUAGCUUACAGAGUUCUGCUGUUUUAGUUUCGGCAUUCACGUUCUAACAGGCGGCGAGUUAGCAGCAUGCUAACUAGCUGAAGCCAUCUGGAGUUAAUACAGUUUAAUUACAUGAUACAAUGCUGCCUGAGUUAUUGCAAGGCACCGAUGCUGGAGGGCUUCUCAUAAUACAAGAUUACGCUGCUUACUCUGGUCGACACCUCCUGAAGAGCUUCAUCAGUGCUGCAUUAAACAGGGAGGAAACUGUCCAUGUCAUCGGCUUUGAGGUCAGUGAAGAGGAGCUGACAGGUGGACUGAAAGGAUCAUCCAGUCAGAGGCUACACUUUCACGAUGCUUUCACCGACCCCUUGGGCUGGACCGAUCACCCGUCCUUCACAGUCCACCAGUUCAAUCUGGAAGAAGUUACACAUCUGGUGAAGCAAACGUCACAGCCCAAGGCACCGACCUUGGUAAUUGACUCGCUUUCGUGGAUUUUGAGGCACGUCAGUCCUGCUACUGUUUGUAAGACUCUUCAGCAACUUAAAAAAGGGGGAGCUGUGAGAGCUGUCAUUGGUCUGCUCCACACUGAUAUGCAUCAGCGAGGCACCGUGGGAAGUCUUUGCCAUUUGGCUACAUCAGUCAUCACUGUGGCACCUGGAAUGAAGGGAGAUGAAGCAGUGGCGAAGAUAACAAAGCGCUCAAAAUCUGGAAAGGUUAUGCAAGAUGAGGAGAUUUUCAACAUCAGAGAAGAUCUUACAGUCAUAGUACAGAGCAAGGCCAGCCAUACUGGACCCAAACAGCCAGAUCUUGAGGAACAGGAGACGGAUCCAACAGCCAACUUGACCUUCAACCUUCGCUUGUCCAACACAGAGCGAGAAGCCAAGGAGAAACUUGCACUUCCCUUUGUCUUCAGCAAAGAGAAGAAAACGGCUCUGCUCCACUCAGGCCCGGGUUCAGGACGGAUUCUGUAUGAGCCUGAUGCAAACGACGACUUUGAUCAGGAGGACCCGGAUGAUGAUCUUGAUGUGUAGCGAUGGGCCAUAAAACCUAAAGAAGGACCAGAAGAUCCAUGUUUUACAUACUCCCAUCAACACACUGUUUUCAGCAGUGCAGUUUUAAAGCCUUACAAUCACCUUCUGGAGCUUGGAAGAUAUAAUUUAAUGCCUCAAAUUUCUGUAUAAUCUGUAUUAUUUUUACAAUUUGUUUCUUAAAAUUAUUAAUUGCCUCCAU
Molecule: messenger RNA, 1269 nt
Organism: Paralichthys olivaceus (Japanese flounder)
Lineage: Eukaryota; Metazoa; Chordata; Actinopteri; Pleuronectiformes; Paralichthyidae
Gene: elp5
Product: elongator acetyltransferase complex subunit 5
Biological process (GO): tRNA wobble uridine modification
Cellular component (GO): cytosol; nucleus; elongator holoenzyme complex
Molecular function (GO): tRNA binding
Source: RefSeq, a predicted model, not a curated record